AUGACGGAUAGUGAUAAGAAACCAAUGUCACGCUUAUUGAAGCUCGCCAAUAAAUUUAACUGCUUCUACUUGUCAGGUUUUCAUGCAGGUGAAUGCAGAGCCUUUGUUGUCGAUGGACAACAAGUUGGUCUUGUACGUCCAGAUGUAAUGAAAGAAUUAUUAAAUUUUCCUCAGGUAUUUCAAAUACAUCCUGAAUAUGUGCAACUAAAUCCUGCAUUCAGAGACUAUGCAGAGAGAAGUGCUCGGGUUGAGGAAGUUCUAAGAGAAUGGCGUGAAGGUGGAAAGUUUAUAACGUUAAGAGGAUGGAGAGAAGAAUGUUAUGAAGUACGUGCACAAUUCAAUACCCCACCAUUAUUUAAAAUGGACCGGUCUGCUACAUGCUUAUUUGGAAUUCGCAAAUAUGGAGUAGAUAUUAAUGGAUAUGUUAUGGAUCCUGUGAAAGGUUUAUCAAUAUGGUUACAGAAACGUAGCCCAAAUAAGCAGACUUGGCCUGGAUAUUGGGAUAAUAUGGUGAGCGGUGGAUUGAGUGUUGGUUAUGGUAUUAAUGAAACUGCUAUAAAAGAAGCUGGUGAAGAGGCCAGUAUUCCCAAUAAUUUAAUUGCAAAACUAAAGAGUACUGGUUGUAUAUCCCUAUUUUUCGAAAAUGAAAGGGGUUUGUUUCCCAACACAGAGUUUGUGUUUGACCUUGAAUUACCUCCAGAUUUCAUACCAAGCAAUAAUGAUGGAGAAGUAGAGACUUUUGAAUUGCUUCCAGUUAAUGAAUGUUUAGAAAGGAUACUAUCUUCACAUUUUAAAACGACGUCAGUACCAGUUGCUCUUGACUUUUUAAUUAGACAUGGAUAUAUUACAGCAGAAAAUGAGCCUAAUUUUAUAGAAAUCGUGGAAUUGCUUCAUGUACCUCUGCAAACCAUAUACAAUCAACCACAAAAAAAGUGUAAAUUAGCCGCAAAUGGUGAAGCAAUCGAAACUUUAGACAGAAUUUAA
Messenger RNA from Habropoda laboriosa, 984 nucleotides. RefSeq lists its product as uncharacterized. NCBI's taxonomy places the organism in Eukaryota, Metazoa, Arthropoda, Insecta, Hymenoptera, Apidae. Gene Ontology annotation, molecular function: 8-oxo-dGDP phosphatase activity. The record is from RefSeq and is a predicted model, not a curated record. The transcript has 5 exons. Bases 1 to 984 code for a protein of 327 amino acids.